AUAACUCAACAAUCUUAUUCACACCAUUACUAACUAAUUAUUCACACACAUAUAGAGUGAGAGUCUUAGUGUGUGAAUAAACAAAAAAAAAAUAAAAAAUAACAAGAUUGUUCUUUGUGUGUUUAUUUAUUAGACAACUUUUUUACGUACAAUUAAUUAUAAUAAUAAUAAUAAACAAUGGAGAACGGUAAUGGAAACGGUCAUCACGUUAACGGGUUUGUUAACGAAUUAUGCAUCAAGGAUCCAUUGAACUGGGGGGUAGCAGCAGAGGCAUUGACAGGAAGUCAUCUUGAUGAAGUGAAGAAAAUGGUGGCUGAGUUUAGGAAGCCAGUUGUUAAACUCGGUGGGGAAACGUUGACCGUGUCUCAAGUCGCUGGGAUCGCGGCGGCUGCGGAUAGUAAUACCGUGAAAGUUGAGCUGGCGGAAUCGGCUAGAGCCGGCGUGAAAGCGAGUAGCGAUUGGGUGAUGGACAGCAUGAAUAAAGGGACCGAUAGUUAUGGUGUUACUACCGGUUUUGGUGCCACUUCUCAUAGGAGAACUAAAGAAGGUGGUGCUCUACAAAAGGAACUCAUCAGAUUCUUGAACGCCGGAAUAUUCGGUAAUGGCACAGAAUCAAGCCACACACUGCCACAUUCCGCCACAAGGGCUGCCAUGCUGGUCAGAAUCAACACCCUCCUUCAGGGCUACUCUGGAAUUCGCUUCGAAAUCUUGGAAGCCAUCACUAAGUUCCUCAACAACAAUGUCACCCCCUUUUUACCCCUCAGGGGAACCAUUACUGCGUCUGGCGAUCUAGUACCUUUGUCUUAUAUAGCCGGACUGCUUACUGGCCGGUCCAACUCAAAAGCAGUUGGACCGACCGGGGAGAUCUUGAACGCCAAAAAGGCGUUUGAGGAAGCUGGCGUGGAAGGCGGGUUCUUUGAGUUACAGCCUAAGGAAGGGCUAGCAUUGGUUAAUGGAACCGCGGUUGGAUCAGGAAUGGCGUCUAUGGUUCUCUUUGAAGCUAAUGUACUCGCAUUGUUGUCUGAAGUUUUAUCAGCUAUUUUUGCGGAGGUUAUGCAGGGGAAGCCCGAGUUCACGGAUCAUUUGACCCAUAAGUUGAAGCAUCACCCGGGCCAAAUUGAAGCUGCUGGUAUCAUGGAAUACAUAUUGGAUGGAAGUGAUUAUGUUAAAGCCGCACAAAAGGUUCACGAAAUGGACCCGUUACAAAAGCCUAAACAAGACCGUUAUGCUCUUCGAACAUCGCCCCAAUGGCUUGGGCCACAAAUAGAAGUUAUUCGAUCAGCUACCAAAAUGAUCGAGAGGGAGAUCAACUCUGUUAACGACAACCCAUUGAUCGAUGUCUCAAGAAACAAAGCUCUGCACGGUGGCAACUUCCAAGGAACUCCAAUUGGUGUUUCCAUGGAUAACACACGUUUGGCUAUCGCGGCUAUUGGGAAACUCAUGUUUGCACAAUUCUCUGAGCUUGUGAACGACUUUUACAACAAUGGGCUGCCCUCAAAUCUUUCUGGCGGACGUAACCCAAGUUUGGAUUACGGGUUCAAAGGUGGAGAAAUCGCUAUGGCUUCUUACUGCUCAGAGCUCCAGUUCCUUGCCAACCCGGUCACAAACCAUGUUCAAAGUGCAGAACAACAUAAUCAAGAUGUCAAUUCUUUGGGAUUGAUUUCUGCAAGGAAAACCGCAGAAGCUGUUGAUAUCUUGAAGCUUAUGUCAUCUACAUACUUGGUAGCUUUGUGCCAAUCGGUUGACUUGAGGCAUUUGGAAGAGAACAUGAAGUCCGUGGUCAAAAACACCGUGAGCCAGGUAGCCAAGAAGGUCCUAACCACAGGCGUCAAUGGUGAGCUCCACCAAUCAAGAUUCUGUGAAAAAGACUUGCUUCGUGUGGUUGACCGUGAGUACGUAUUUGCCUACAUUGAUGACCCGUGCCUAGCCACAUACCCAUUGAUGCAAAAGCUCCGACAAGUCCUUGUUGACCAUGCUUUAAACAAUGGUGAAUCUGAGAAACAGGCAGGAACAUCAAUUUUCCAAAAGAUAGCUGCUUUUGAAGAAGAAUUGAAAGUCAUUUUACCCAAAGAAGUCGAAAGUGUCAGAAUUGCGUUUGAGAAUGACAAACUGUCGAUUCCAAACAGGAUCAAGGCUUGCAGAUCGUACCCAUUGUACCGGUUUGUGAGGGAGGAGCUCGGCGGGGUGUACUUGACCGGAGAGAAGGUGACAUCGCCUGGUGAGGAAUUCGAUAAGGUGUUCACAGCAAUGUGCCAAGGACAGAUAAUUGAUCCACUGUUGGAGUGUGUUGAAGGGUGGAAUGGUGUUCCUCUGCCAAUAUCUUAGUAGCUGAAUGGAUGGAUACAUGUGAAUUUUUACAUAUUUUGAGUUAUUAUUUUGAUUUUCAAGCCUUAUAAUGUCAAAUGUGGAUUAAGUAUUUCAUAUAUCAUGUUAACUUGUUGAUGAAAGUGAACCUUUUGUUUCAUUAAUGGAAAGGCAUAUUUCUUUA
This is a messenger RNA of Erigeron canadensis, 2488 nucleotides long. Its product is annotated as phenylalanine ammonia-lyase. Bases 178 to 2325 code for a protein of 715 amino acids. Gene Ontology annotation, biological process: L-phenylalanine catabolic process. The record is from RefSeq and is a predicted model, not a curated record. NCBI's taxonomy places the organism in Eukaryota, Viridiplantae, Streptophyta, Magnoliopsida, Asterales, Asteraceae. Gene Ontology annotation, molecular function: ammonia-lyase activity. The transcript is spliced from 3 exons. Gene Ontology annotation, cellular component: cytoplasm.